AGGUGUAUGAAUCCAUGAGGAUCUCCACCAUGACAUCCCAUGACUAUGCCCUACCCGUAUUCGUCUACACGAGGCUAGGAUACAGAGAUGAACCUUUAUUUUUUCUUUCUAAGCAAGACUUAAUCAGGACCAUAGGAGAGAGUGCUGCCUUGGGGGCUGCAGGCAUUGUGAUUUGGGGAGACAUGAAUUUAACUUCAUCUGAGGGCAACUGUACAAAAGUGAAGCAGUUUGUGAGCUCUGAUUUCGGGCGCUACAUAGUCAAUGUGACCAGAGCGGCUGAGGUGUGCAGCCGCUACCUCUGCAGGAACAAUGGCAGGUGUAUCCGGAAGAGGUGGAAAGCUCCCGAUUACCUUCACCUGAGCUCUGCAAGUUACCACAUUGAGACCUCCGAGGAUGGAGACAUUACUGUGACAGGCAAAACAUCUGAUACAGACCUGGAAGUGAUGGCAGAGAAAUUUUCUUGUCAUUGUUAUCAGGGCUAUGAAGGGGCUGACUGCAGGGAAAUGAAGACAGCUGAUGGCUGUGCCUGGGUUUCCCCUGUCUCUGGGUCAUUACUAACACUGUACCUGCUGGUUAUAGCGUGUGGCUGGAGCAUUCAGCUGUGAGAUAACUGAGUUUGAAGAAAAUAGUGUCGUCUGUAG
Molecule: messenger RNA, 641 nt
Organism: Orycteropus afer afer
Lineage: Eukaryota; Metazoa; Chordata; Mammalia; Tubulidentata; Orycteropodidae
Gene: HYAL4
Product: hyaluronidase 4
Biological process (GO): hyaluronan catabolic process; carbohydrate metabolic process
Molecular function (GO): hyalurononglucosaminidase activity
Source: RefSeq, a predicted model, not a curated record